Hylaeus volcanicus is the source of this 2751-nucleotide messenger RNA. RefSeq lists its product as uncharacterized. The record is from RefSeq and is a predicted model, not a curated record. Bases 442 to 2751 code for a protein of 769 amino acids. The transcript has 11 exons. Lineage: Eukaryota; Metazoa; Arthropoda; Insecta; Hymenoptera; Colletidae.
AUUUAACUGUUUUAAUGCAACAAGAAAAAUCAUUUGAAUUUGUUUUAAAUUGUUUUUUUACAUGAGACGUAUAAAAAUAAAAGUGUUGUUUUUCUUAAUUUUUACCCUUAUAAAUUACUAGAAUUUUCGACAAAAACGUAUCAAGGAAAAAAAAAUUUUUGAUUCUAGCCAAAAGAUAAAUUGAACGUUUGACAAUCCAAAACACAUUUUCCUUUUCUUUUCGUUCCGAUUGAUGUCCUUGACUUUACAACAGUUCAAUAAAAGUGAAUUAUAGAAACAAGUGAGAGUUUUUUCAUAUUGAAAUGUAUCUUUUUUUUAAUAAUAAAUGUCGACUGGUAAAUAAAAGCUGUGAGUUCAUUUUUAACAGACGGGAGUUUUCUUUUUAAUGAAAAUUUAAUUCAUAUUUAAAAAUUUAAUUACGCUUUUUUUAAAAAAAAAAAAAUGACUUGUACAACCUCAUUAAAAUUAGCCAAAACGUUAAAACAAUUUCAUAACACAGAUUACACUACCCAAUGUGUUGAAACGAAUGUUUUUCAAAGUUGUUUGUGGAAUGAAGAAUCAAAUAACAAAGAACAUAUGCCUCCUAAAAAUAUAAAACUUGUUCAUAGUGUUGUUCAUGAAGAAUUGAAUCUUGUUAUUUUUUUAUUGAAACCGUUUACAUUACUCGUGUUGUCUGGAUAUCGCACUUGCCUUGAUAACGUCAAGGAAGAAUCACAUUUAGAAGAGGACCCAGAAAGUUCACCCCAUGAAGUUUUCAAUAAAGAAACUAAUAUGUUAGGGGAAUGGUAUCCUAAAGAGGAGCGUGAACAUCAAUUGAUGGAAUCUGUUGGAGAAUUUCAUACAAUCGCAAUUGCUCAGCAAGGAAUGUAUGUAUUUGUUGGGACAAAAUAUGGGUGUCUGGUAGUUUUUUCUUUAACCUUAAGUGAUACGUGGAAGGCUUCUUUUAUUUAUCAAGAGAAGAAUACGUCGAAGGAAUUUUUUGGUACCACAUCUCAGGUGUUUUUAAAACCGUUUGUGUGGAGUAAUAUUUCCAAAUUAAUUGAUGUACCUGAAGACGUGAAUGAAACGUCGUCUUUCGAUAUUCUAUCGCUGCAUGCCGUCAAUGUGUCUCAAGAAUAUGAGCAUUACGUCUUGGUCGCCCUUGUAGGUCCCGAUUACCUAGCUGUUGUGAAUUUUGAUAAAACGAAUGGUGUGACGCCUAUCGAUGUUCUCAAUUUACCAUCUAAAGCUACAAUUUCUAGCGUUUCUUCAGGAGGUUUUGUUUCAAAUCAAUGGACUUUAAACAUUCUUGUGUACGGUUGGGAUGCAAUCUUAUUUUUAAAAGCAACAGCUGCUUAUGUUGUUCUUUUGUCUUACAUAAAUGUUUCAAGUGUAUCUAGUUUUUUACCACUCCACCAGAGUUGUUUGUCUCAAGCACACCUACAAAAAGUGCAGGUUUCUUUUUCAUCUUUAUUGAAUCCUCAUUCCGAAGUUUAUAUUUGUUCCUGUUAUACACUACCUAACCAACAAAUUAUAAUAGUACUUUUAACGUUUAACUAUUUAACGCAACAUCUGACUAUCCAUUCAACAAUGUUACAAGGGAGUUUUUUAAAUGCAACGUUUCUUAUCCAUUCGUUAUCACACCACGUCACAUGCCACUCUCCUUGUCAUAUGUCUCUGGAUGCCUCUUGUUUGUGUGUGAUCACAUCACAAAACACCCAUCUUUUCAAUUUACCUUAUCUUUCGCUUGUGCAAACAUUACCUAAUCCUCUCAAUAUAUGUUUAGACCAAAUGCAUCAAAAGACAGAAGGAACUCAUUUAGAGACACAAGCGAUACAUCCAGAGGGACAGUCGCCUGAGCAAAACAAAUCAUCCGCGCCUUUUGCGUUAUCCGUGACGCUCACAAGUGCGAUUCCUUCUCAACAAAGCAUGAAAAGAAUCUUCUGUGAAAUAAAAAAACGGACUAUGUCUUCCUAUAAACUCAGCACACCUUUAGCUAUUUUUGUGAUGCAAUGCCCUAAUACGUUUCAUUUAAAAGGUAUCUGGUUCUGUCAUAAACAAGUGUACGAUUCGGCUUUAUCUUCAAACUCGCCUUAUCCGACCUCGUAUUCUUUGGUGGAUCCUUCAAAAAAUAUUCAAGAUAGCCUUUUCAUUUUAAAGCAACAAAUUGAAAUUUCCAUUGAAAGGGCUCGUAGCCAUCCUUCGACUCGAUUUUCGGAACCGUUGAAAUUUUGUGAUCAAAUAAAAAAUUUUAUCCAAGUGCAAAAAAACUCAACCAAAGGCGUUUCCCGCAAUUUCUUACUGUAUAUAGCGAACAUUGGAAAGUCCGCGGCUUUUAUAACCUUUCAUCAAACAAAAAUUUUUUUGAUGAGUCUUUUAGAGAUUUUGCUGGAUGAAGAAGAGGCGUGUAGAACAUUUGAGGAUCAUGAUACUAAAUCUUCUUCUAUUUUAGAAAGGGUUUUAGUCAAAUUAACCACAUUCGCUGUACUUCAUGGUAGUGAUCAUGCAAACUACGCGUUUGUUGAGAAAAGUCCCUCUCAAUCCGAUAAAAUAGAGCCUUCAGAAGAUCUCGACAUGUGGUUUGACGAAUCUGUGAGUUUACAAGAGAUCCAUUGGGUUAGUUGGACUCGAUUUCUUCAUAUGGACGUAUCCAAAGUUGCCUUUCAAUAUGCUAGCGGAGGGGACUUGCCGAAACUUUUCUUUUUACUGAAUCGACAUUUGAACGACAUUGAUAGAAAUAAGGUGGCACGGUCAGAAAAAGUAGGAAUUUAA